Messenger RNA from Mercenaria mercenaria, 2461 nucleotides. Its product is annotated as serine/threonine-protein kinase RIO1-like. Bases 82 to 1824 code for a protein of 580 amino acids. Lineage: Eukaryota; Metazoa; Mollusca; Bivalvia; Venerida; Veneridae. The transcript has 15 exons. Gene Ontology annotation, cellular component: preribosome, small subunit precursor; cytosol. Gene Ontology annotation, biological process: maturation of SSU-rRNA. The record is from RefSeq and is a predicted model, not a curated record. Gene Ontology annotation, molecular function: protein serine/threonine kinase activity; ATP binding.
CUUCCAAUUGUUAUCUAAAAUCGCGACCUAUUGCGAAAUUUUACACGACUUUAUCCGGCGACAACAAUACAUUUAGGACAAAUGGAGGUGGUUGAAGGACAGUUUGAAGAUGCAGAAGAUAGUACACUCUGUGGUGAUAGUUUUACGAAUGAGGAUGGCUUCAGCAGUGAAAAGAGUUUCAGUAAUGUAAUAGAGGGUACUGGGACAAUGGAAGAAUAUGAUUAUGAUGAGGUAGACGACGAUGAUGAUUAUCUUGACUGGAUAGAUGAAAAAGGAGAUCUUACAAAAAAGUAUAAUGCUUUCAACAUGGGAAAUUCAAAGGCAGGUGUGUCACAUGCAAAUCAACAAAACAAAGCUGGGGGACAGUUUCAACCAAAUGACAAAGUCCUUAGAAAAUUUAUUGAUAAAAUUAAUGUAGAGAAGUAUACUGGCGGUCGCCUGACUAGUUCAGCAUCAUCUGCACUUACAUCAAAAGGAAAAAGAUUUGAAGAUACGAGGUACCGUGGUAAAGAUAAAUCAGAUAGGGCUACUGCCGAACAGGUGAUGGAUCCACGAACACGAAUGAUCCUGUUUAAGAUGUUGAGUCGAGGUGUUAUAGUGGAAGUGAAUGGGUGUAUCAGUACAGGAAAAGAAGCCAAUGUGUAUCAUGCCACAGCUAAAGAUGGUUCUGAUAGGGCUGUUAAGGUUUAUAAAACAUCUAUACUGAUAUUCAAAGAUCGUGACAAAUAUGUAAGUGGUGAAUUCAGAUUUCGUCAUGGUUAUUGCAAACACAAUCCACGUAAAAUGGUUAAAACCUGGGCAGAAAAAGAAAUGCGCAACCUAAUAAGGAUACACCAGACAGGAAUAUUGUGUCCAGAGCCCAUUAUACUCCGGAGUCAUGUCCUAGUCAUGGGCUUUAUUGGCACUGAUAGCUGGCCAGCACCAUUACUGAAGGACAGUGACAUAAGUGAAUCUAAGGCUAGAGAGUUAUACAUGCAGUGCAUUCAGAUACUUCGUACUUUGUACCACGAGUGUAAACUUAUACAUGCUGAUUUUAGUGAAUUUAAUUUAUUAUACCACGAAGGGAAUUUAUAUGUUAUAGAUGUGUCACAGUCAGUGGAACAUGACCAUCCCCAUGCCUUGGAAUUUUUACGUAAAGAUUGCACUAAUGUAACUGAGUAUUUUAAGAAAAAAGGUGUGAGCACCUUAACAGUGAAAGAGUUAUUUGACUUUGUUACUGAUAUCACAAUCACUGCUGACAAUUUGGAUGACUAUCUAGACCAGUGUAUGAAGAUAACUGCUAACAGAACUAUAGAUGAUGUUACUGAGCAAGAUAAAAUCGAUGAACAGGUGUUCAAAAAUGCAUACAUUCCUCGUACCUUGGAUGCAGUGAUAGACUUUGAGAGGGAUUUUUACAAGGCAAAGGAAGGAGACACUGAGGAGUUCCUAUACAGCAAGAUAUCAGGGUUGAAAACAGAUCUGUCUGGACCACAACAUGUACCAACUUUACUGAAAGAAUCAAAGACCUCGUCUUCCUCUCAACAAAAGAAUAAUGACAAUGAAUUAGAAUCUGAGGAAGGUGGAUAUUCUCAGGGAGAAAAUGAUGACGAUGACAUUAGUGAUGGAGAGGAGAUGAGCAAUGAUACAGAUUCAAGCAGUGAGGAAGAAGAAGGAACAAACAAAAAUAAAGGCACUGUAAUACGCCCUAGAGAUGAAUCUCCAAAUUCAAAGAAGGAAAGAAAAAGAUUAGUGAAAGAUGCACAAAAGGAGAAAAGACAGAAUAAAAUGCCAAAGCAUGUGAAGAAACGAAAAGAAAAGCUUGCAAAACAGGGGAAGAAGAAAUGAAUGGAAGUGAUGGAGGUGCUUCUCUAACUUGCUUCCAUAACAGCUACAGUACUGUGAUGUAAUAAAUGACAGUGAUGGAAUUGAUUCGCUCAUCUGUCCCUGAUAUAUGGCUAUUAUACAUUGAUGUAAUAAAUGGAAAUACCAAAAGUGAUUCUCUCUUCUAUCCCUGUAUGUCUGCUGAGCUCAGAAGGGAGAAUGCAAAUCUAUGGAUCGUGUUAGAUCCUUGGGUGAGAUGUAUGUUCAAUGUGAUGAUUGAUCAAAGAUGUUGUGUCUCUAUUCAUUCAUCCUCCACAUCUGAUUCAUGUUGAGAAGUUGGUAGUUACUUGUGGAGAACAGAUUAGUGCUGGUAUAGAAUCCAGAAAAACAGGUUUAGUUUUAAACUGACCACCAUUACAUAAAUGAAAUAAUGUUGACAAAUGGUGCUAAACCCAAAACAACACAAACAAACAACAUCAUCAAUCCCUGAUUUAUGCAGCUUUUAUACAGCUGCUGUACAUCGAUGUUUUUAAUUGCUAAAUGUUUAAGUAGUAUUUUGGCACAAAACUCGGGUGAUAAUUGUUGGAUAUAUGAUUUAUUAAAUGAUUUAAUAUGUUCCAUCAAAAAAGUUAAAUUCAAAAUAAAAAUUCCUACAUGUACA